This is a messenger RNA of Chironomus riparius, 3351 nucleotides long. The record is from the annotation of a GenBank genome assembly. NCBI's taxonomy places the organism in Eukaryota, Metazoa, Arthropoda, Insecta, Diptera, Chironomidae.
AUGAUCAAGUCGCAAAAAGAAAACCUGACUCGUUUGGUUAAAGCGUUUGAACGUCAGAAUGAAGAAGAAUUUAAAUACAUCCUCGAUACAUUUGCAAUCAGAACGGAUAUAACAUUGGAAUGUAUUGGAAUUGAUGUGUCAACUAUUGAAUAUAUUCUUCAGACUCCAAACUCAAGGAAUUUUAUUCAAAUUUGUUUGUAUUACGGACUUGAUUUCUACAAGAAAAAUUCCAUGGGUCAAUAUCUUGCGUAUUAUGCAAUUAAAUCAAUGUCUGCAGAGAAUUUGGAAACAUUAGUUAAAUAUUCAAAUUGCUAUCCACUGACGGAUCCAAGCAAAAAAUUAGCAUAUCAGUUAAUAAUUAACAACAAAGUAGGAACAAAAAACAACAAUUAUCUUCAUGAAUUGAUCGAGAAAUUAACAAAAUCAAAUUUUUUUGAAAGCCUCAAAAUGAUAGAACAGUUACUCAAAUGUGGCUGUAAUGCAAAUCAUUUGAAUGAUGAGUCACAAAGUCCACUGGAUAUACUAUUAGAAAAAGUCAAUGAUUUAUCGAUUGUUGAGAUUGUUAACAUGUUCGUGAAAUAUCAAAAUAUAGAAAUUGGUGAUAAUGAAAGAAAUAAGCAAGCUGUAAUUUCUUUGGAUAUAAGUGAUAAGGUGACAUUUAGGAAGCAGAAUAUAAGUGAUAUUUCAGAACUCUUUAAACACAUUUACAAUAGAAAUGAGGCACAAUUCAUUGAAGGAGUUAAAAAUAUCAAUCAGACAUUAAUAUUGACAAGGUAUCAAGAGCUUCUAAGGUUGACAAUUCAGUGUAAUUUUACGAAAGGAACAAUUUACUUAUUGAAGUAUGCCAGAGAAAGUGAUAGUCAAAAAACAUUGUUGGAACUGCUGAGGGAUAAAAACGAUGGAAUUUCACUAUUUUUCUACGCUCUGUGUCUUUGUCGAUGUGAUAUAAUUGAGGAAUUCUUGAAAAUAGACAACAUCAAGUUUGAUUCUGAGAAUAAAUGUUGGAAUGUGCUACAUGAAAUUUGUUCCUUAACAAAACAUGUCGAAAGUGACGAAGACUUUCAAAAAUGUUUUGAUUUAAUAAUAAAUGAUAAACGAUGUACAAAAGAUAUAAUUAAUGCUUUUGACAACAAUAAUAAAACUCCACUGAUGCAUGCCUGUGAAAAUGGACAUGAAAAAAUAGUAUUGGAACUAUUAAGAAGAGGUUCAUACAUAGGUCACACAAGUGUAUUAAACAUUUUAAGUGAAGAGACAUUGAAAAAAUUCCUAGAUGAAUGCAUAGUUCCAAACACCGACCUUAAUGACAAAGACUGCUUGGUGCAAAUCAAUUAUAAAUUUCUAAUAUCUCCAGACAUUUGUGAGAAAGAAACAAGAGCAUUAGAAUUGAUUUCAUCAUUUGAAAAGUUUAAAAACUUAGUGAUUCAUCCUGUAUUCACAUCGUUCUUAGAAUUGAAAUGGAAACGAAUGAAUUUCUUGAUUUAUAUUGGAAUAUUUCUACAUUUCAUAUUCUUGAUUUAUAUGAGCAUUUUUAUACUUAAUUUCUUCGAUUCCCCAGUUUACAACUCAAACAAUAGAUUAGAUUCUAAACUUGGAAUGGAUCAAUUUGAUUCAUAUUCAACCGAACUUCCUUUAGACAUACCGUACAAUAAUGAUGAUCCACUACCAAAUAUUCCGGAUGAUAAUUCUCAAAGUGGUGGUUUUGGCAGUUUUGAUCAAGGAUUUGGAGGUUCUAACCAAGGUGUUGGAGCUGCAAGUUCAGGCCAAGGUUUUGGAUCUUCAAGUUCGGGAUUUGCGUUUCCCAGUGGAAGAUCACCUGCUUAUAGAGGAUAUGAAACGAUCGGUGGUGACAAGAAUAUUGAGUCGAGAGGAACAUUUUUAACAACAACACCUGCUAUUCCACAAAUUGUUCCUCUUAGUGCCAAAAUCAGCCCUACAUCGAAUACUCGUAAGCCUGUUAAUGUUUUAAAAGUUCUAUUUUUGGGAAGAAGUAAAAGAGAUGUUAGCAAUGACUUUACAAACAUGAACGAAAUUGACUCAACAGAAGAAGAUCACAUUAAAGAACAUGCUAAAACUUAUUUAAUUUGUCUACUUGGAACUUUUUUGUUGACAAUUUAUGAAAUCUCACAAUUUGUUCUAUCCAGAAAAUAUUACUUUUUGAAGCUAAGUAACUGGGUAGAUUGUUGCUUAUUAGGACUUUCAUACUAUGUCCUAAUUACUGAUCAACGAUACGAUACAGAUUUUCGAUAUUUGAGAGCCUUGUUUUUCUUGGUUUUGGCAGUUCAAUGCUUCAUUUUAAUAGCAAGAGUUUCUAAGUUGUCCUUACAGCUAGAAAUAUUCAAGAAAGUUUGCAAGACAUUCUUAAAGUUUCUAUUGGUCUAUUCCAUGCUAAUAUUUGCUUUUGCUAUGGCUUUCUAUACACUCUAUAAUAACAAGAAUUCAGAACUAAACGAUCGUACGUACAACGAUUCAAAUCAAGAAGAGGAAGAUAAAUCUUUUGAUAAUAUUUUCAUAUCGAUCAUUACAGUCAUUCGUAUGAUGCUUGCAGAUUUUGAAAGCAUUAAGCUUAAUCCUGACAGUCAUCUUGACAUAAUAAUAUUCUUAUCAUUUGUUUUGUUGAUUUCUGUAAUUCUGAUAAAUUUGUUAAAUGCCUUAGCAAUUAAUGACACUAACGAGAUCAUGAAAUUUGCAGAAAUUGUGGAUAUUAAGAAGAGAAUCUCAAUGAUAAAUAGCUGUGAGAAAAUCUUAGUAUUUUUAAGAAUUCAUUAUUUCGAUAUAUUCACUAAUGUAAUCAUUGGAGGUCGGAUUAUCCUGAAAAUAAAUCAAGAUAAAUUCAUUCGAAUAAGACAAGCUUCAUCAGAUGGAAGAUUAAUUUAUGAAGACAGCAAAGUGCCAGUUCCUCAAUUAAUUCCUUAUUAUAAAAUUCAAAAAGUUGUGGAAUUAAGCACUCCAUACUUUAAACUUGGCAGUGAAACUAUCGAGAAAACAGUCGAACACAUUCAAAAUUUGGUAGCAAGUGAAAAUGAAAUGAAGUGCUUGAAUUGCAUUCAUCAAAAGUAGACAUGUCGAAUAAUUAUCAACUGUUUUGAUCUAGUUCAUAUUCCUAGUAUGACAUUCUCAUAUUAUUAAUGAAGUUAACUAUUUUAAUAGUUGUAAAACAAAUUGCAUUCAGCCAGUGAAACGUACUCGUGCAUAGCAUGUAAAUGCAAGUAAAUAUACACGAAUGUAGUUUUUGAUCGUCAUGUGAAAUUAUAUGUAAGAAGAAUGAUUUUGUUUUGUUUUUAUUUUUAUAACAUGUGAAUCACAGCCGGAAAUUUUACGAAUGAAGUGAUCAAAAUAAAAAUGUUAAGUCAG